This is a messenger RNA of Closterium sp. Naga37s-1, 1239 nucleotides long. The record is from the annotation of a GenBank genome assembly. NCBI's taxonomy places the organism in Eukaryota, Viridiplantae, Streptophyta, Zygnematophyceae, Desmidiales, Closteriaceae.
GUGCUGCAGCUCAGUCCAUCCAGAGCUCUCUCGGUCCUCACUGCUGCUCGCCCCCCCUCGGCUUCCCUGCCAGUUGACGAGGCACUGGAAGCCAUAUCAGCUGCAGGCCUGGAUCGACUCGUCAAGUGGAGGUACCUGCAGUGGCUGGUGGACGAACAGGCCAGUGACAGCAAGCACCACCACACAAUCUAUGCACUCGCUCUUGUUGAUACCGCCGCUGCCGCUGCCGCUGCCGCUGCUGCAGGAAUCGAUAGCAAUAGAGCACAGACGGAGAAUGGCCCAAGGGAGAGUUUAGUUGCACGUGGGAAGGAAGAACGGCAGAAGCGUCUGGACGGAUGGGAAGACGGCAUGAGGGGAGCAGGCGAUAUAGGAGCAGUGCUGGCAGCAGAACAAAGGGGCGGGGCGAACGAGGAAGAAAGCCAACGAGAGGGGGAUGAGGAAGGGGAAGGGUGGGGGCUUGAGGGGGCGUCAGAGCAGGCAUCAUUGGCAGGGCUGUGGGGGCGGGUGCGGGGAGUGCUGGGGGCGUUCCUGGAGUCGUCAGAGCUCUAUGAUGGCACUGCUGUGUGGCGUAGAAUACAGGGCGAGCGCGCACUGCUGAGGGAACAGGUCGUUGUGUUGAGGCGACUGGGUGACCACACAGCCGCCCUGCGCAUUCUUGCCCUAGAGUUGAAGCACAGUGAGGCAGCAGAGGCGUACUGCUUACAGCUCAACGACCCCCACGCCUUUGACCAUCUACUACACCUGUACCUGCAUCCGGGGGGCAGCAGGCGCCCCAUGUUUGACGCUGCAGUGCGCCUGCUGCACUGUGCGCGCGCACACGUGGAUCCCAACAGCAUACUGCAGGCUCUACCAAGCGACAUGACGGUGCAGGAGGCGGGGGGCAUUUUGGCACGGCUCAUGCGCGAGAGAGUGCACAGACUGCGACAGGGGCAGGUGGUGCACCAUCUGCUCAAGGCUCAGAACCGCACUUUACUCGAGCGCCGCAUGGAGCUGCUCUCGCGCUCCGUGCUGCUGCCACUGCCACCACAUGCCAUCAUGCCACCCUCCUCUUCCUCCUCCGCGUUAUCAUCCGCAUCAUCGGUGCACGGAGGGCAUGCGGGCACGAGUGUGUCGGCCACGCGCUGCUCUGCGUGUCACAACCGCCUGUGCAUCGACGAGCCCUUUGCUGCCAUGCCCUCGGGAGCACUGCUCUGCCACCAGUGUUACACCCACACCACCUCAGCUCCUAAUGAGGGAUGA